Orbilia oligospora ATCC 24927 is the source of this 633-nucleotide messenger RNA. RefSeq lists its product as uncharacterized. The transcript has 4 exons. The coding region runs from base 1 to 633 and encodes 210 amino acids. The record is from RefSeq and is a predicted model, not a curated record. Lineage: Eukaryota; Fungi; Ascomycota; Orbiliomycetes; Orbiliales; Orbiliaceae.
AUGUCGGAAUUUGCAGAUUGUUGCCUUCACGAUUCUGCGUUCGAUCCAAAGAACGGUGAUAUCGAGGUCGUUCAGCCGCCUUGUGGGGGCCACAUUGAUACCGUUGAAGCAUACGCCGCGCAAACCACAAGUGCGGAGGAAAACCUCGAAGCUCUGAAAAAUCGAUUCAAGCCCAACAACUCAAUCGAUUGGGCAAUGUUUAAGAUCUCAGGCGAAAGAAGCGUUCUCAACAUGAUACACGGGGUCGACCACGAAAAGGGAUUCGGUUCGUGGAGCAGCCUUUCGACGGCUAGGGUCAAAUUCCAGGGUACUGCGGGCCCUGUUGAGGAUGGAAGUGUUGUUAAAAUCAGCCGCAACACUGACGUUACUUUCGGCAUCAUUUCCGGUGUCAAAGACGGCGUUAAUUUGAAGGAGAAUAGGGGGGGAACUAUAGAGUGGUGUGUCGUCGGCAAGAAUGGAGCCGAUUUCUCUGCUGCUGGAGGCUCUGGCAGCUUAGUGUUCAAUGAGAGAUUUCAGGUUGUGGGCCUCCUCACUGCGGGCUGUGAUUCUGUUGGACGGAUAACUUAUAUGACGCCCAUAAACAUUGGUCUGCAGAACACCCUCGUCAAUACUAUGCGAGAUUUGAAGUUUUGA